This is a messenger RNA of Symbiodinium necroappetens, 1038 nucleotides long. NCBI's taxonomy places the organism in Eukaryota, Dinophyceae, Suessiales, Symbiodiniaceae. The record is from the annotation of a GenBank genome assembly.
AUGGGGCCAGCUGCCAAGGCGGAAGAAGUAAAACUUCUUUGGCUCCAAACUGCGAUGGACGAGGAUGUGUCUCUGCAAGGUCUGAACAGCAUUCUGUCUGGCACGGAAGGCCCUCGGGGCGGCCUGUGGAUUUGGGCGCUGGGCAUUUUGUUUGUCCUGCGUGAAGUGGAGCUAGGAUGCCUUACGUUGGGCUGCGUCAAGCUGGAUGCCAAUGCCAAGAAGGUCACACUGUGUUUGCCGGUCUCCAAGAAGGAUCCUGGAGGCCGAGGUGCUCGGCGCUCUAGAGAUUGCCGCUGUGGGGGGCUUCGCUCUGUCUCAUGCCCGUGGUGCGUAGCGGUCACGUUGUUUGACGAACAGGUGCUACGUCUGGGUGGUUUUGAGGAGGAGGCCCCUUUGUUUGGCACGGUUUGCUCUGCCCGGAGCUUCGUGGCCAAAAACAAGAUGAUUGAAGAGGCACAGGCCAUGGCGUCUCUGAUCAAAGAGCGAGUUUCAGAUGCGGAAAAUCUGAGAAUUGAGGCCGUCACUGGACAUUUUAUGCGCAGAUCGGGAGUGAAGAUGCUUGCGAGGUCUGGAGUGGCCCUUGAUUUGAUUCAGUGGUGGUCCAGACACUCCAGUGCAGCGAUCUUGGGAUACGUAGAAGAGGCCAUGGAAGAGUGCCCUGAAGGCAAGGACAAGCUGCAGAGCUACUUGUCUUUCCAAGAGCAACUGGCUGCGAUGUCGACUGAGACGGGAACGCUCAAGGACAUGGCUCUUCAAAUUGCUGUGAGAGUAGAUAAUCUUGAAAAGGGUUCGUUGUGUGAUUUUGACGUCGCUGAGCUAAAAAGUGAUCUUGAGUCUUGGCUGACGCCGGAGUUUGUCGUAAGUGUCCGGUCUAAGAAAAUCCAUUCUACGCGAGGCUGUAAUUUCAGAAAGCCUCCUCUUGAAUGGACGACUGUGUGUGGCUGGCCGUUCAAUGAAAGUGGACGCAUGGCCAAGCCGAUGAGCCGUGAAAGGUUCGAGACCUCGAAGCAUGAGCGAUGUGCGAGGUGCUUCCCGUGA